Molecule: messenger RNA, 885 nt
Organism: Helianthus annuus (common sunflower)
Lineage: Eukaryota; Viridiplantae; Streptophyta; Magnoliopsida; Asterales; Asteraceae
Exons: 2
Coding region: 106-636 (176 amino acids)
Source: RefSeq, a predicted model, not a curated record
UUCGAUUAUGUCACCGUUAACUUCUAACUUCACGUCUUCACCAAUAAAAUCCUGUAAACUUCCCGCCAUUAAAUCUUCUAAAUUACGAACCCUAAUUUUUAGCCCAUGGAUUCUUUAUGCUUCAAAUUCCAAUCUGCAAUUACUUCAAACAUCAAUUCAGUUCGUCAAUCGCAAAUUCAAAGUAGAUCAUUCACAAUUGGUGGUGCCAAUGCCCAUAAUGUUCGCAUCAAUUCUAACCUAAACAAUCGCCGUUUUGUCUCUGUGCAAACACGUAGCUCGUUUUCGCAUUCUCAAAGUGAAGAAGAACAAGAAGAAGGAUCGGUUGAAGAGAUUAGGAUCCCGAAAGCCUGGUUGAAUUCUUCGAAAGCUUUGGAGGAAUCAGAAUGGUUAAGAGUAACUCUACACAAGUGGUUGGAUGACGAAUAUUGUCCAGAGCCAACUAAUGUCGACAUUAGCAAUGUUGCAGCUAAAUCAUACUAUAAAUCUUUGAUUGAGAACCAAACAGACUUGGGUGAUAUUUUGCUCAGGAUGGCAAUGGACCUGGAAACCAUAUCUUAUCAAGAAAGCUUUCAUGGAGCAUUCUCGUCAGCAAAUGCAGCUGUAAACCUCAUACUUCAGCGAAUACUGCACGAGUAAAUGCUUAGCCUUGACCGGGUUUGACGCAAUUUUUGGUAUGUUUGGAUGGUGAAUCUGAAACAUGUGAUUGUUUGUUUAGGAAUUGUGGGUCAUGUUUGGUAAUUGCUGAACUGUUUUAAGGUCAUCAAUGCCACCAGACCAUAAAACCAUGGGUUUAUUGACAUUUGACUGCAAUUUUGUGUGGUGGCUCUUUAAUUUACUGGAACAUGAAUUUAUUGGCACAUGGUAAAGUGACCAGAGUUUUGUGUA